Ostrea edulis (European flat oyster) is the source of this 2946-nucleotide messenger RNA. RefSeq names its product cytochrome P450 1A1-like. The transcript is spliced from 5 exons. Gene Ontology annotation, molecular function: iron ion binding; heme binding; steroid 17-alpha-monooxygenase activity. Gene Ontology annotation, biological process: progesterone metabolic process; hormone biosynthetic process. NCBI's taxonomy places the organism in Eukaryota, Metazoa, Mollusca, Bivalvia, Ostreida, Ostreidae. The record is from RefSeq and is a predicted model, not a curated record. The coding region runs from base 736 to 2241 and encodes 501 amino acids.
CGAUCACCAAUGUAUACAUUUAGAGAAGAACGAAAUAGCUCUGGUGACUGGAGUGUAUUGGAAGUACAUGGACACAGGUGUCAUUCAUUAAGUUACGCAAUCUGAAGUCAGACAGAUGUUGACAAAAGCUGUUAGGUAAAAUGUUGGGUCCCGAAAUAGGACGUUAAAUUGUGUGCUUCUCUGCAUCGGUAGGCACAGAGCUGGUCACGUAUGGAAGUGCAGUGCGAGUUUGUCGCGGUAUGGAUUGGAUGAGCGUAGCCCCUGCACAGACAAAUAUCGCACUAGUGUGACCGAAGAUAUAGACAGGCAUUAUGUGUGAACCUACUACUGAAGAAGAUUGAAGUUAUGUAUACGUAAUUGAUUUUCCAAGUUAACGAUAUCUACAGAAUAUAUAUCGUAAGUACAAACGUUGAAGAUAACAGUGAUCAACCCCAAAUCCUACAAGGAAUACAAAUUGAUAAUAGGGCAAACACGGACGAGAAAUGGGAUAAAAUACAUAGAAAGACCGGUCACAACCGUCGUCAGCAAGACAGAAAACAAUCUGAAAAACACACCAUUGAGACUGAAGUCCAACUUUAUCUUUCAUACGUUUAUGAUAUAAUCAACGAAAUAAAGUGCAUAAAACUCAUUGAUAACAGCAGCGACCCACAGUGUAACGAAUCAAACGAACUGACUUAAAACUAAAGGGAAUACUGAUAUCAUCGUUUGAAAAAGACAUAACAGUACAGAUACGCCAUGGGUGUAUUGGACAUCUUUUCAUCAGGAAAUAUGGACACAUGCUGGUUCCUAACAAUAACUGCAAUAGUCAUUGUGGUCACAAAAGCGCUGCUAUCCAGGUCCAAGUCCGUUCCCGGACCAUGGGGAUUCCCAAUAAUCGGUCAUUUGCCUCUUCUUGGAAAAAAUCCUUUAAAACAGUUCGAACAUUACAGAGCUAUAUAUGGCGAUGUAUAUAAAAUUCAACUUGGAGUUUGGCCUACAGUGAUCAUUAAUGGUCAUCAUACUGUAAGAAAAGUCUUGGGUGAACAAUCAGAUAGUUUCGCUGCAAGACCUGCAUUUAAUUCCUUUAAAUCCAUUGAAAACAUGACCACACUAACAUUCAGUUAUUUUAACCCGAGGUAUCUUCUGCAUAGAAAGAUAGCAAGCAGUGUCGUUAGAGAAUAUGCAACAAAACAUAGCAAGAAGAUGGAGGAAAUCCUUCAGGAUGAGGUUGAUGUAAUUGUUAAUGAGUUUAUCAGACAAAAUGGGAAGCCUUUUGAUCCUCAUAAAACCGUAUUAGAGGCAACUGGGAGCUUUAUAUACCAAUUUUGCUAUGGUAAAGGUGAAAAUGUGAGAGAUGAUGAUGAUUUCCUAAAAUAUAUAAAAGAUUUCAACGAUUUUGAAGAAAUUGCAAAGGCGGGUAACCCAACAGAUCUUCUUCCAUGGAUGGGAUUUUUAUUCCAGAAAAAAAUUCAAAAAUUUAACAAAUUGAUCAAAGAUGCCACAAAAUCUCGUAAAAAGAAAAUUGGAGAACUGUUGGAAACUUUUGACCUGAAACAUAUUCGUCAUGCUGUAGAUCUACUAAUGUCAAAGAUUAUAAAGUAUGAAUUAGGGGAUGAGCCUAAUGAAAUUGGAUUAACGAAAAAUGAUGUGUUAGGCGUGGUUGGAGAUUACUCGGGCGCAGGAUUUGACACUUCAGCGAAAGCCUUCCUUUGGCUUCUUCUUUAUAUGGCGGAAUACCCAGAAGUUCAAACCAAAAUCCAGGAAGAAAUAGAAGAGAAAAUAGGAAAUCGAAGAGUAACAGCAAACGACCGAGAGCAGAUGCCAUGGACGGAGGCAACGAUUAUUGAAUCAAUGCGUCUGGCAGGAGUCUCUCCAUUAGGUCUUCCUCACUGUGCAACAGAGGACGUCUUCGUAAACGGAUACAUGAUUAAGAAAGGCACUGUUGUUUUAUUCAAUUAUUACUCUGUUGGUCACGACAAACAGUGGGAUGAUACGUUUAAAUUCAAACCAGAACGAUUUCUGGACUCGGAGGGAAAGUUGAAUAAAAGCAAAAUUGAGAGUGUGCUGUCCUUCAGCGCUGGAAGAAGACGGUGUCCUGGCGAAGUAUUAGCUCGUAACGAACUCUUUUUGCUGCUUGCCUCUGUUCUUCAUAAAUGCCAAAUUAGAAAACCGCAACAAGAGGAAUACGACUUAGAAGGAGUCUUUGGAGCUACUUACUCUCCUAAGCCGUACAAUAUUUGCGUACUUUCCAGAGAAUUUUAAGCAUACCUGAUAUUGCGACAGAAUCCAAACUAAUACAGCAUAGUGCCAUAAAUGAGUCAACCGUUAUUUGUUUUACUAUAUGAUUAAUUGAAAACAACAAAUUUUCUAAAUCAUUUUCAUCAACUUAUCAAUAAUCAAUUUAGAGUAGCUUUUACACCAUUAACAGCACAAAUAUAAGUAGUGUACGGUCUCGGUGUUUUUCAUAUCCUAAGGAGCCAUACACAUAUUACAUUACUCCAGGAAUACUGUAUUCUAUGUUUCGUUCUUCUCUUUCUUAGAAUUAUAUCAGGAAAUGGAAUGGUAAAAGUUGAUGUUAACGCUAUCUAUUUUGUAUUGCUUGUAGGAGUUAUGAGAUUGAUCACUGUUCGUUAUCUUCACCUUGCAUUAGUCAUAUUUCUACAACUGUUGGUAAAAGUUUUUUUUAAAAUCAUGAAUGGGGUUUAUGUCCAGAUAUCCUAUAAUAAAUGUUUUAUAGUUCUAGCAAACAUUAUCUCACAAUGAUUGCUCAAACAAAGGCUAUUUAUCAAUUAGAUAUAUAGCGUACAACGUAAAAGUUGACUCGUUUAUGACACUACACUAUAUAGAGAAAGAAACUUAACACUCUCGAUAGAUCUUAUCUUUAAUUUUAUCAAUACCUGUAUAUACAGCUACUUUCUUGAAUGGGUGUAUGUUUUCAAAAUAAAUGUCAGUGUCAGUAAAGUUCAA